This is a messenger RNA of Kalmanozyma brasiliensis GHG001, 2034 nucleotides long. RefSeq lists its product as uncharacterized. Lineage: Eukaryota; Fungi; Basidiomycota; Ustilaginomycetes; Ustilaginales. The record is from RefSeq and is a predicted model, not a curated record. The transcript has a single exon. The coding region runs from base 1 to 2034 and encodes 677 amino acids.
AUGCGACGCGACACUCAAGGUGUCACUGGAACAAACUUCUGCUUGCACGGAAACGUCCCUGUCGACGUCUCCAACGCUUGCAAGACCCAUCAGAAGAGAGUCAUCCCGACCGGUGGUCAGGUCGACCACGGCAUCGAUGCGGGCGAUAACGGGCAUUUGGCGGCGGUCAAUGCUGCGGAUGGCAGCUGUGACGGCUCCCCCGCACUGCGAAAACGACUCGUCCCGUCGCCCGAUCACAUCGGAGAGAUCGUCAGAAAUGAUAUCAAUGCUGAUCAGGCGGUGCACUCGGCCCAGAUGGGCGAAGGGUCGGGGACCACGGGCGACUCGGAUGAAGGUGUGAACAACGAGGGCGCUGGCCUGGGCUCGUCCAUCACUUCGCUCGUCGCUGGCCUGCUCUCUGGCCAGAGCUCGGGCUUUGGCGCCAUCGAAGACGUUGUGAACCACGGCAUCGGCUUGGGCAAGCAGGCAGGCGUGGCGCAUGCAAACGACCAUCCACCAGGCGCAACGGGCUUAGAAGCGCUCCAAGAUGCCGGCGGACCCUCUUUGAUCACUCAGGGUGGCGAUGCGAAUCAGGGUGCUCCAAGUGUGACCACUCAAGAUGCGGCCAGCCCUCCUCCGGCACCAGCACGACGCAACAUCGACGACCCCUACACCGCCUAUCAAAUCCUCACGCUCGUCACGGCGGCCUUUCGCGAGUCGGACGCGUCCAUACCCCCACCUCCUCGCAUCCGCAUCUUCCCGCGCACCCCGCUUGGUCCGGCGAUGAUGAUGAUGGGCGGUGGGAUGGGCGGCAUGCAGAUCCUGACGCAGAUGAUGCCCGUCAUCCUCGCGGGCAUCCAGGCGGGCGCCAAGAUCGGUGUCGCGCUGCUGCAGUAUUUGGAAGCGAGGGAGAUCGAGAAGGCGCAGACGCAGGCGGCCAAUCGUACCGCUAUUGCGGCUGAGGCGGCGACGGCAAAGGGCUCAACGGAUGUAGAAGUGGCGACGGGUGGGACACAACGGACGGGCUCGGAAGAUGCGACGGGGGCAGCAAGCGCGGUAGGUGGGAAGGCAGCACGUCGUGCCCUCGAAACUUCCUCUCCGCUGUGGCCACGAACAGGCGAUGAGGAAUGCGACGGUAGCGCGGAUCUGUGUGUCAGGCUGAUGGAAGGGGCGUUUCCGUACUGUCGCUCUCUGAAGAAAGAGGAAGGAUUGGUGGAAUUGCUGGAGGGAUGGAGUCGAUUCGGCGAUGCGUCGACGACGUUCACUAAGACCAUGGCGGCGCACUGUACGGCAAAGUGUGUCGGAUUUGUGCAGGCGGCCAGGGCGAGGGAGGGCUUUGUGGAUCGGGCCAAUAAAUGUGCUGGCAACCCAAAUCUCUUCGGCGAGCAAGAGGUGGGCAGCGUACCUGGCAGACCUGUCGCUGCCUUCGUUCAAAGACCCUAUGACGGCGUUCAUAAUGUCAACGCCGCUAACAGCCUUGCCGCUGCCUGGAUCAAAAGCCCCGACUAUAGCGCUGGUAGUGUCGCCACCAAGCAGCGCCAGGGCAACGGCUCAUCGCUAUCCAGGCGAUCCGUGUCGACAGCUCAGUGUCACGCCGGCUACCAGUCCCUCUUCACUAACGUCAAGCGUCCGGUGACCGCCUACGAGCACAAGCUCUUCGGCUCGGUCGUCUCGGACCCUUCCUCCUUUCUCCACUGGGGCCUCGUCCGUAGUGUAUCCCAAUGCCUCACGGCGUGCGACCAGACGGACGGCUGCGUCUUUGUCAACAUCUACCAGCAAACGUUCAGCCUCGACAACCCUAGCAUCAAGCUCACCACGCGCUCUGAAGAGGCACCAGCGAACGAGGAUGCAGGCGAGGGCGAAGAGCGCAAGAAGCAAUUCGCGCACCAGCCAGAGCGCAAGAAGAACUCGUUUGUGCCGGGCAACUUGACAUGUGCGCUGUACUCGCGGUGCUUUGGCGAGUGCGAGGCGCGCAUAGCCAGUGGUGGCGACUCGCCUGUUUGCUUCGAACGCUCGAGGGGCUUUUGCAAGUCGAAAGGUUGCGCCCAAGGGUAG